Messenger RNA from Rotaria sp. Silwood1, 828 nucleotides. The record is from the annotation of a GenBank genome assembly. NCBI's taxonomy places the organism in Eukaryota, Metazoa, Rotifera, Eurotatoria, Philodinida, Philodinidae.
AUGCCUUGUCGAUCUCAAAAAGUUUUAUGUCAUAAAAAAAAACCAAAUUCAUCAAUGACGAGAACAGAUCAGUUAAUACAAUUGAAUACAAAUGCAUGUGAUCAAACUCAACCUAAUAUAAUUUCUCGUUUGGAAUCAAUUGGUAAUUUAAUAAUCAAUGAAUUAAUAGGAUCAGAACGUAAUCAUUUAAAACAACAAUUACUUACAUCUUGUAUUUCAAAGACAAAUACAAUUCAUAAUUUACCAUUUUCUUCAUCAAAAACAAGUUUAAAACAAGUAUUAACUGAUUUACAUAUACUUGAUCGUCAUACUCAACGACAAUAUCGAACAAUUGGUACAGGUGAUAAUGAUAUAAAUAUAAGUACAUCAACAGCAAAUAUCAAUCAAUUAGAUAUAACAACAACACAAAAUAAUAAUACAAAUAUAUUAAAUGAUGAAACUCAAUUAUCAACAGCAACAAAACGUAAAAAACGACAAACUAAUCAUGUAAAUUUAUUACAAACAAAUGAAUUGAAGAAUACACCGAAUAUAAUAACACGAACUAUAUGUACAAGAAGUUCAAAAUUGAAUAAUGUAAAUAACAAUCAACAACAAUCUAAUCCUAUUAUUCUUAAUCGAACACGUAAACGUCGAUCAUCUUUAAUAACUACACAAUCUCAAAACAAUAAUAAUAAUGUAGUAGAUAAUAUAAUAGAAGAAUCUCGUUUAAGUUUACAAAAAAAUAUCGGAAAUGAUGUAUCUGGUAUAAAAGUAUCUCGUAAAAAACUUCAAUCAUCUGUUCCAUCGUCAACACUUAUCGAAUGUACAAAAACUACAAACGACUUUUAA